Danaus plexippus (monarch butterfly) is the source of this 2255-nucleotide messenger RNA. Its product is annotated as putative fatty acyl-CoA reductase CG5065. The transcript has 13 exons. Gene Ontology annotation, biological process: long-chain fatty-acyl-CoA metabolic process. NCBI's taxonomy places the organism in Eukaryota, Metazoa, Arthropoda, Insecta, Lepidoptera, Nymphalidae. Gene Ontology annotation, molecular function: alcohol-forming very long-chain fatty acyl-CoA reductase (NADP+) activity. The record is from RefSeq and is a predicted model, not a curated record. Bases 133 to 1620 code for a protein of 495 amino acids. Gene Ontology annotation, cellular component: peroxisome.
CAAAACAUUAUGACGUAUCAAAAAUCAUUAUCCAAAGGCCGUCUGUGACUUGAAGUCAUCAUUUAAGUAACGGUGGCGUUUCUGUGCGGUUCUGUGUGUGUAUGUACAUAUAAAUCGGGGAAGCAUUUAAAAAUGGCGCCAUCUAUCGGCGUAGCUGAGUUUUACAAGCACAAAACAAUAUUUCUGACGGGGGGUACAGGGUUUAUGGGUAAAGUGUUGGUGGAGAAAUUGUUACGGUGCUGUCCCGAUUUAAACAAAAUUUAUUUAUUAAUGCGACCAAAGAAAGGGCAGAGUACGAAAGAAAGGCUCGACGAUUACUUCAAUUGUAGGGUUUUCGACAAUCUCCAAGAGAGAUCACCUAAGUGCUUCGACAAGCUAGCAGUCAUACCAGGAGAUAUUCUACAAGAAGAUCUAGGCAUCUCCAUAGAAGACUGGGAUAAAUUACAGAGAGAAACUGAGAUUGUGUUCCAUUGUGCUGCUUGUGUUAGAUUUGAUAUGCCUAUCCGUGACGCUGUUAAUAUGAAUACCUUGGGCACGAACAAGGUUCUCAAACUAGCUGACGGGAUGGUCAAUCUUGAGGUUUUUGUGCACGUAUCUACGUCAUAUUGUCGCUGCGAAGUCCACACUUUAGAAGAACGUCUGUAUCCGGCUAAGCAUAGACCACAAGACGUGAUGGAGUGCGUCAAGUGGAUGGAUGACGAGCUCCUGACAUACCUGCAGACCAAGUUAAUCGAGCCGCAACCAAACACGUACGCUUACACCAAAUCAUUAACUGAGGAUCUCGUUUCUCAAAAAGCGGGGAAGUACCCCAUUGUGAUAGCAAGGCCAUCUAUUGUGACUGCUGCCCACAAGGAGCCUUUACCGGGAUGGGUUGAUAACCUCAAUGGACCCACAGGUCUUUUGGUGGGCGCUGGAAAAGGCGUUAUUCGUACAAUGCACUGCCAUCCAUCGUACCAAGCCGACGUUGUACCUGUGGAUUACGCUGUCAAUGCUUGCAUUCUGUUGGCAUAUUUAACAGCAAUUGAAAAGCCAAAAGAAGUUAGGAUCUGCAAUGUGACUCAAUCCGGCCACAAUCCCAUUACGUGGGGAGAAGCUUUAGAUAUGGGUCGCGUCCACGUGCAGGAGUUUCCUUUCUCCGUCUGUCUGUGGUACCCCGGCGGAUCAGCGAAGAGUUCCAAAGUCCAGCAUUUAUUAGCAUUAUUUUUCACCCAUCUCUUGCCAGCGUAUUUCGUCGAUCUACUCAUGUUUCUGAUGGGAAAGAAGACAUUUAUGGUGAAAAUACAGAAACGAGUCAGCUAUGGAUUGAACGUUCUUCAAUAUUACACCACGAAGGAAUGGUUUUUUGACAACGAUUACUACAGAUCGCUGUCCAAACGAAUAUCAAAGGAUGAUAAUGAUGUCUUCUAUACUAAUUUGAAGACGAUAAACUGGAGCGCCUAUAUUCGGAACUACAUAAAAGGAGCGAGGGAAUUCUGUUGUAAAGAAGAUCCCAGCACAUUACCACAGGCGAGGAAGCUGCAGAGACAAUUGUUCUGGUUGGAUAAGGCUGUACAAGUCGUUAUAUACUUCCUCAUCGCGUACUUUAUAUAUUAUUACAUCAUUCGUUUCUUUGUUAUGUAGUUGUUAUUUACUUUACAUAUAGUUUUAAAUCUCCUUGUUUUUCACUUGUUAUGUGACGUUUAAUGUCAAUAAUGUCAUGGUUGUGAUGUUCUUGUCAUCUUUUUUCAAUAUUUUUGACUUUAUUACAGCGGUUUAGUUAAUUGAUAUGUAUUUAAUAUAUUGAAGUCAUUGUCUGUGAAAGGUUAUUAAGAUAUAUUACAGAGGUUUGUGUGGUUUAAGGUUCCAUGUUGGACAUUCUACUGUUUCCGGGUGAAAAUUCGCUUAAAAAUAUAUAUUGCUAUACCAUAUUAAGUUGAUAUUACAAUGAAGAAGAGGGUUUUGUAAAUGAUAAUAUUAUUUAAUAUCUGUACUAUAAAUGUCAUUUAAGACAGUUUUGAUAUUCUAUGUAAAUUAAUAAAUAAGACUCAGUUUAAUUUUAAUGUCCUACUCAUAUUUUUGCGGGUCUCCAAAAAUACCUACAAUAUUAAGUCAUAAUUCAGAAUUAUUGUAAAUAAUUUUAUCAUAUUAGGACAUUUUAGUAACAUGCAAUGUUAUUGAAAAAUGUUUGCAAGGAAUAUUAAUAUUUUUAUUAUUUUUUUUUUUUUUAUAAUUUUAUUAGAUAGAUGAUAAAAAUUAAUAAAAAUUGUAUGCGUUUC